AUGGGAAGUUCCUCCUCUAAAGCAGAUAUAACAAAAGGAAGAAAGGAUGAUGUCAGAGUUGAAGACAGAGAGAAAGAUGUAAGAAUUGUUGAAGUAUGGAUUGCUCUCAGAACAUUAGAUGGUUUUUGGUGUUUUGGUGCCAAUCAUUGGUCUGUCAUCCUCAGACUCAGCAACGGACAAUAUGUUUGCUCUCAAAAGGAGACUCAGGGUUUCGUGUGGACGACCGUUUGGAAUUCAAUGAGAUCGGCGGCACUCUCAACUUGGACAAAUGAGAGUAAUCCAACUAACCGUGUUAGAACCUCAUGUUAUGGUUAUUGUGAUUUCUCUUGGCAUAAAUUUCAUGAUUGGGUGCCACUGGGUGACAGUUAUUAUCUUGGACUUGAUGAUUGUCAGAACUUUGCAAGAGAAAUUGUAAAUAUGAUCACUGACAAAUCAGUUGGAAUGUUUCCAUUAGAAGAUGGUCCUACUUUUUAUCCAUAA
Heterostelium album PN500 is the source of this 480-nucleotide messenger RNA. RefSeq lists its product as uncharacterized. The coding region runs from base 1 to 480 and encodes 159 amino acids. Lineage: Eukaryota; Evosea; Eumycetozoa; Acytosteliales; Acytosteliaceae. The transcript has a single exon. The record is from RefSeq and is a predicted model, not a curated record.